This is a messenger RNA of Paramuricea clavata, 6872 nucleotides long. Lineage: Eukaryota; Metazoa; Cnidaria; Anthozoa; Malacalcyonacea; Plexauridae. The record is from the annotation of a GenBank genome assembly.
AUGCAACUUAUUACGUUUAAUAACAUUGAACAAAUUACGAGCGAAACGAGUUGCCUAUCCGGACUAUCGAGCGAACAAAUAUUCACGAAAUAUGCACCCUGCUUCGAAGGACUCGGACGGAUAUCUGAACCCUAUCACAUAAAAGUUAACCCCACCGUCACCCCCGUCGUUCACCCCCCUCGGAAAUUGCCUGCAACCCUUAGAGACAGAGUUCAUCGCGAACUGUCGUCUAUGGAAGAGAACGGAAUAAUCAAAAAAGUCGACGGCCCUACGGCAUGGGUCAAUUCCAUGGUUGUCAACGAAAAACGGUCCGGUAAACUACGUAUCUGUAUCGACCCUCGAGACCUGAAUAAAGCGAUACGUCGAGAACAUUAUCAAUUGCCUACGCAACAAGAGAUAACCAGUCGUUUGACAGGUGCUAAAUACUUUAGUAAAUUAGACGCCACAUCGGGAUUUUGGCAAAUGCCACUAGACAAAGAAAGUUCCUUUCUUACGUUUAAUACCCCGUUUGGUCGUUAUCGCUUCACUGUAGUACCUUUCGGCGUGGUAUUUGCACAAGAAGUUUUUCAUAAGACUGUUCACGAGCACUUUCGAGACAUAUCCGGUUGCGAGACCGAUAUAGACGAUAUUCUAAUUUGGGGACGUACGAUAGACGAACACGAUCGGAAUUUAGAACAUGUACUUAAUCGCGUUAGUCAGAUAAAUAUGAAAUUGAGUCGAGAGAAAUGCCAAUUUCGACAGACCGAGAUUACCUACCUCGGUGAGUGCCUCACUCAACACGGUGUCAAACCUGACGUAGACAAGAUUAAAGCAAUUAACGAUUACGUAAAACCGAGCAAUAAACAAGAUGUACAACGCUUACUCGGAAUGGUGAAUUUCGUAGCUAAGUUCGCGCCUAAAGUGUCCGAAGUCACAGCUCCCCUUCGCGAACUGAUCAAAAAGAACGUUGAAUUUCAUUGGUUAGACAUUCACGAUAAGGCAUUUUCAGACGGUUAGGUGGAAAACGCGGACAUGCGGACACGCGGACAUGCGGACACGUAAGUCAAGUGGAAAACGCGGACAUGCGGACACGCAAGUCAAAGUGGAAAACGCGGACAUGCGGACACGCAAGUCAAGUGGAAAACGCGGACAUGCGGACACGAAAUUUACUAAACUUCAAAAAAUCUAUUACGACAAUAAUUAAUAAUUUUUCGCGUGAUAUUGAAAGUUAUCAAUGCCGAGGUUGUGUAUUUCUCUCUCUUUUCUCUGUCUUAGUUUGUAAGCUCUUUAGUGUAUUUCGUUUCUUCUUUUUUAGUUACAAAACCAAAUCUCGCCAUGGGCCAUGGCUUUAUAUGUUCUGCAUGUAAAGAAGCUCGUUUUCUGCUGGCAGAAUUGAUGCCAUAUUUACAUUCAGAAAGCUAUAUCUGCAGGUGUGAUGUCAUAAUUACACAAUCAAUUCCAUGUAUUUUACUUACAGUAUUGAAGAUUCUGAAAAAUCCACUCAGAAUCUUUACAAAAUACAAACAACGGCAAUUCAGAAAACGUUUUCAUAUAUUCAAGUUUCAACUACAUAUGUUUUAAUUGUCAUCACGAAUGAUACUGGGUUAUAUUUUAUAAGUGAGGAAUCACAGAGUAAUUUGAUAUACAUACACAUACGUAUAUAUUAUCAGGUCUUUUGAUGCUUUACUUCCCUGCUUCAAGGUUAAGUUCUCAGUGCAAAAUUGUAGCUGAUCAUGACUAACUUGUGAUUGCCGAUCAACACUAGGGGUACAGUUGAUCGCACGCGCAGGUAUAGUUUUGCAACUAUUUAUUCGUCGGGAUCAUUAUUAUGAUAUAGAAUGCCCGUCCAUUUUGACACUUCGCACCUACUUUAAUCCUUUGCGAACAGCGACAACUUCCUCAUAAUAGGUACUCGAUAGAAUUAAUUACUGAUGGGUUUUGUAGAUGGAAAUUUCGAAUGUCACUUUUAUAGAUUUUUUUAUACCUAACCGGCCCUAACCAGGAGCAGUUGAGAAAAAUUCCAGCAAUUGCCCAAAAUCCUCUAGAUUGGCAUCGCCUUAGUAUAUAUACACAUGGACUUGCGGUUUGCGUUCGACAACAGGAUUCUAUAGGUCAGUUGGUUAGAGCACUUCGAGAUUGGCGUAUUCAUACUGUCUGCGUUUCAGUUUUGAUCAUUUCAACUAAAAUAGAGUGAUAUGUAAAGGACAUAUCACACCUGCUCGUGUGACAACGAAAGGCCUGCUUAAAUUACUUCCGAUCUAUGCUUUGCCGUUAGUUCCGAUCCGAAUAUCCGAUCUAUGCUUUGCUGUUAGUUCCGAUCCGAUCUAUGCUUUGCUGUUAGAGUAUUCACCACAAGAUGUCGUUUAAGCUCCCUUCUUUUUCAAAAUCGAAGGUCUCCUAUCACGAAUUCACGAAAGGUCUUGAAACAUUUUUGUGGACUGAUCUCUCUGAUACUAGUGAGAUUGGAAGAGGUACAUUUGGCGCAGAGUUACUUGCCCCUUUGAAGAGUGAGCAAAAAACAGUAGCAGAAAAAGUCGUCGUUAAGAAAUUGCUACAAUCGUCGAGGUCUGAUGAAAAACAAAGUUUUCUGGGCACUAGUAAAACAAUGAGUUUUGUCACGAGAGUUGACAAAACAAAGAAUUAGUUGUGAAUGCUUUGACUGUAUUUAGAGGUCCCACUCGAUCAAAAAGUCAGAUCUGGCAAGUUUGAACAUUUUUCUACCUAUUAAAAUAGAAUUAUUCUCGAGCAAAAUUCGAACAUAAUAGGCUGUUUCACGAUAAUUCUAUAUCAUAAUAAUGAUCCCGACGAAUAAAUAGUUGCAAAACUAUACCUGCGCGUGCGAUCAACUGUACCCCUAGUGUUGAUCGGCAAUCACAAGUUAGUCAUGAUCAGCUACAAUUUUGCACUGAGAACAUAACCUUGAAGCAGGGAAGUAAAGCAUCAAAAGACCUGAUAAUAUAUACGUAUGUGUAUGUAUAUCAAAUUACUCUGUGAUUCCUCACUUAUAAAAUAUAACCCAGUAUCAUUCGUGAUGACAAUUAAAACAUAUGUAGUUGAAACUUGAAUAUAUGAAAACGUUUUCUGAAUUGCCGUUGUUUGUAUUUUGUAAAGAUUCUGAGUGGAUUUUUCAGAAUCUUCAAUACUGUAAGUAAAAUACAUGGAAUUGAUUGUGUAAUUAUGACAUCACACCUGCAGAUAUAGCUUUCUGAAUGUAAAUAUGGCAUCAAUUCUGCCAGCAGAAAACGAGCUUCUUUACAUGCAGAACAUAUAAAGCCAUGGCCCAUGGCGAGAUUUGUUUUUCUAACUAAAAAAGAAGCGAAAUAAACGAAAUACACUAAACGAGCUUACAAACUAAGACAGAGAAAAGAGAGAGAAAUACACGGCAUUGAUAACUUUCAAUAUCACGCGAAAAAUUAUUAAUUAUUGUCGUAAUAGAUUUUUUGAAGUUUAGUAAAUUUCGUGUCCGCAUGUCCGCGUUUUCCACUUGACUUGCGUGUCCGCAUGUCCGCGUUUUCCACUUGACUUGCGUGUCCGCAUGUCCGCGUUUUCCACUUGACUUGCGUGUCCGCAUGUCCGCCUGUCCGCAUGUCCGCGUGUCCGCAUGUCCGCGUUUUCCACCUAACCCAGUUUGAGAAACUCUGGAAACACUUUAUUUGUGCCAAAACCGCGAACGAACUAUGGUAAACGAAGUUUUAGUUACAGCGGGACAGUGUAAGUUGUGGAAUGAGUUGCCUCAAAAUGUACGGGCAUGCAAUAUGCUCUCUUAGUCAAUUCAAAAUAGAAAUUGAUAACUUAUAUAUUUUCUAUAUGAAACUGUCUCCCGCACGGCAAUUUUGUAAAUCAGUGGCAUAUUGUAGUAUCUUAAUAUUUGUAAAGUCUAAGUGUAAACUGUCUUUUUAUAUUUGUUCUUAAGAGGCUCCCUACAGUAGCGUGCGGGAUGUUCCCGGGACCAGUACGUGAACUAUCCCACGCAAUCGCAUGAUCAAAACAAAACAAAAAUUGACCGGGUUUUUUUUUUAAAAAACAGCCAUUUCUGAAAGGUUUCUAAUGGAAAAAAGCGUUGAAUAAUACUACGUUUUGAGUGCAAAAUCACUUGCGAGUCUAUACAGCAAUUUUACAUAAUUAUGAUAGGAAUAUCACUAAACCAAAAAAUAGCUACGAAACAAUGUUUAGUUUUUUAAAAUAUACACUGUCAACUGUAAAACAUUUGCCAAAUUGGAUAAAAACGUUUAAAAAGUUGUUUACUUCUCAAGAAAACGUUCACGUUUUUAGUCGUGUUUCUACAAGAUUAAAGUGAUUUUAUAUAAACAGAAAAAUAUUUCAGUUUCAUAGCCUAAUUGUUCAUUUUUAGCAAAAAGUACAAAACCAAACAUGAAACAAAAAAACACGUCCACCUGUUAAUAGCAUAGAUAUCUUAUAUACACUAGAUAGUGCAUCUAAUUAUUCUGCAAUUCAAAAAUUGAAGCCGUGAUUGCAGACUCAGGAUAUUCCCAUGAAAUGAGAAAACUCGUAUGUUUUCUAUUUCUUAAACAGGGAACUUAAACAUUAAGUUAAACCUAUUCCAAAUACAUUUUCAAACUAUUCAAAUGAUGAAAGUUAUUGUUGCCGUUAAGCGUUUAUUAGAGAGUGCGAACUACCAACAUGGCCGCCAUCUAUUCAAAUGGGGUUAACCGCUGGAAUAUUCUUGGAUAGAUGCCUAAUCUAGUUUAUAUAAGAUAUCUAUGGUUAAUAGGCUGCUACAGCUCAUAGAUUGAGUAAACGGCAGGGUUCAACUAGCUUCAACCUUCAAGAGGUUUUGUUGUUUUCAUCGUUUGAUCCUUCACAAUAAUCCUUGGCUGUCCAUGGCACUCAAAUUAAUCGAAACCGUAGAUUUUACCGUGCUUAAAUAAAGGUUUUUGAUUGAUUGAUUUGAUUGAUUGAUUACCCAGUAAUCUUCCCUUUUCCCCAGAUGCAGUCACAGGAAGCUCGACCAACAAAGCAUAUACCGCCAUUCCACAACAUUCUUGUUGAUAACAACAAGAAGAAAUAUUUUGAUGAAGCUCUGUAUGAGUUUGUUGGAACAUAUUUACUUCCACUUCAAGAAUCCCCCUCCAGUAAUGAGCAGCGAGAUGGUGUAAUGAACUAUUCAUUGUUCCUUCUCCGUUACUAUUUUAUUAUUGUAGAUUUUAAAGAUGCUGCGCGAGAAGGAAACGAAGAGGAACUGCUCAUUCUUCACAAGCAACUACUACAGCAUUUCAAGUCAAUGCCUGGUUACAAUGCAUAUGCAAUUGAAAUGCCUAUCAGCAUUAUUCAAUUAGAAGCAUUUCUCUCACAAGCAGAAUCACAUCAGAUUAUGUGGGCUGGAACAGUUAAUUGGAAGGGAGGCAAUUCAAGGAAUAUUGAGAUUCGCCUACUUCAGGAGAACAGGAACAAGGAUCUGAAAUAUUUAAUUAAAGCCAUGGGAGCCAACAACACUACAAAUGCAAUUGAAAGAGCAAGCCGUGCAGCAGGUGGUGUACGACAUAUUGUUGAAAACUUUGACAAUAAUGUUUCACUGGCUAAUCAGUCUUCAGACCAUACCCACAGAUCAACUAAUAAUAAUAAUUUAAUAAAAUACCGAUUUGUAACCUAUUAGGUUAAAUUACAUCAGUAGAAAGUCUCAUUAUACUACAAUAGAAUAUCUAGAUGCAUAAAAUUAUUCAUAACUUCAGUUGAAAAAGUUAUAGAGUUCAAAUUUAAAAAUAUUAAAAAUAUUAAAAUUAUGGUCUAUUCAUAUGUGAAACCAUCUGUGGAAAAAACGAUUUCAUAAAUCUGUCCGUUUUACAACUAUAGUUAUUAUAAUCGCUUCCAUAACGUGUAUUAUAGUUAUGUUCAAGUUUAGGCGGUAAGAGGUCACCCAAUUUGUCUCCAUGUCCAUUUUUAACAAAUAAACGUUCGCAUAAUAAUCGCCGCCGAUCUUUCAGUAAGGGUAUAUACCAGUAAUACUGCAAGCUUCUCUAUAAGUAGCGAAUGGCAAGACAAUACGCAGAGCCCGCUUCUGGAGUUUUUCGAUAUCUUCACUUAGGUAUUCUGUAAUAUUGAAGUGCCAAACUUGGCAGGCAUAUUCGAGUACUGGUCUGAUAAUGGUUCAGUAUACCAAAAUUAGAAUGCUAUUGUCGGCAUUUGAUCGUUUUAACAACCUUAGCAUAUAAAGGCGUUUUCCCGCUUUUUUAACAAUAUGGUUCACAUGCUCGUUCCAUUUCAAAUCAUCUUGGAUUGAGAGACCAAGAAUUCGGGCAGAUUUUACCCGUUCAAUACCAACGUUAUUUAUAGUUAACGGUAAAAACUCAUGUUUUUCUCUUGCAAAGUCAAUUACCAUUUCCUUACAUUUGCCGAUGUUGAGCUUCAUAUUAUUAACUUCACACCAAUUAUAGAUAACAUUCACUAGAUCUUGUAGUUCACUACUCUCAGUUGAUGCAACUCGUUCAGCAAACGUACUGCCAUCAACAUACUUCCAUCUAUCGCUCCAAUCAAUAAGAAGAUCAUUUAUCGUAACAAGGAACAAAGCCGGCCCUAACACCGACCCUUGCGGCACUCCACCGUUUAACGUUUGCCAGUCCGAAUGACAGUUAGCCAACUUGACUCGUUGUUUACGAUCAGAGAGAAAACUUCUAAUCCAAUUUAUAAUGGUUUGGGAAACACUCAUUUGUUGUAGCUUAUUCACCAGUAUGUUGUGAUCUAUUCGAUCAAUAGCUUUUUCAAAAUCAAGCAAGAAUACUCUCACCGCACUCAGGAGGGGAUGGAUCAGGCUCAGUAGGGCAUGGGUAGCCGAGGAAUUUUUAACGGAGCCAAACUGCCGCGUAUCAAUCUUUGCACCAAUUGACUUAAGUAACUAGUCUGUAACAAACCGUUCGCAAAUUUUGGAUAAAGUGGGG